AUCUAUCGUGAAGUUUGCGGUCGUCCGAUGUACUGCUUUUUACAAUAUUCGGACGUUUUGUAACUGUGUGGUAUAGUAUGAAAAUGUCAAAAUGAAUGUCUAAUGUAUCAAGGAAUUCUGGAGAAUGAGGUAUUGCUACAGUAUACAGCAGCCUUACGGAUUACACAUUACCUUGCCAAUUUAUGAUAUAAUAAUUGCGCCGUUUUGAGAUUAUAUAAUAUAAUCAGCUGAUAAUACCGCCUCAACCGAAUGUGUAUAAAAAGGAAUGAAGUUGUCGUUAUUUUUACCACUUUUAUGCGUAAUAGCAUCAUCACGUUCGCUUAAACAUAAUAAAGACACAAAAUUACUGCACAAACUACAAAGAAGUUUGUUUAUAAAGCCAUAUAUUCCUUACAAAAGAUCUUACACAUCUCGCUACCUGACCAAACAAAGUCCCAGAAAUUUCCAUAGAACAUAUUCAAUUUCAACAAAAUUUACUAGUAUAGCGAAUUUAUUCAAUAGCAAAAACAGAUUUGGCUUUUCACGGAGGGAAUCAGCUAUUAAAAGAGCAAAAGAUUCGCUAGGUAAAUAUGUUACAUCAAAAACCAUAAGUGCAAUACUAUCCACCGUAUGUACACAAGCUUCAACUAAACUUGGCGCUCUUGUUGAUAUCAUUAAGCUUCUGCACCUUAAAAGUCUGAAUUAUUCUCUUUUUAAUCUAAUGAGUCUAAACAACGAUCCCAUUCAGGUCUUGGUCAAACUCAACUAUUUUUUAUUUGUUUGUGAUUUUUUAUUAGGGGGGAGUAUUUUUAAUUUGUUUAAGCUUGAUGGAGGUGCUAUAUUUGGUAGAGGAGAAUUUUAUCGCAUAAUUACAUCGCUAUUUGUUCAUAGUGGAUUCACACAUUUAGUUUCGAAUAUAAGUUCGCUAAUAUCUAUUGGGGAUAAAUCUUUGCGUAUAUUAGGACCAAAACGAUUGUUGACUAUUUACCUUGUAUCUGGGAUCGUUGCAAAUUACAUAAGUUAUAUCUGUAAUUAUGCGCAUAAAAAUGGAAUUCCUGCGAACCUUAUGCACAUUUUAACAACUAGUACAAAAAAACUGGCUAUAUACAGACGUUUUUUAGUUAAAGCAUCAAGUUCUGUCAUAGAUAAUAUAAUUAAAACGGAGAAGGCCAAAUACCUUCCACUAUUUUUGGUAGAUUAUAUAGCUACCUCCUUGGUAAUGACAUUUGAUUCAGUCAUUGCUAUCGUUGCAAGGUUAUUCGAACACACUAUAGAGAAUGAAAUACCAGCAGAGAUGGAGAAUUCUUUUAAAAGAUUCUGCGGGGAUAAGUUUCGAAUAGCCUUUAGCGCAUGUGGUGCAUCCAGUGCAAUUUAUGGUUUGUACGGUGCUGUUUUAGUGAAUCAUCUUCAAUACAAACGCGCUCAGAACCUCGAUAACACGUGGGAAAUUCUAUACUCAUUGAUUUUCCCAUACAUCGCAAAAUCUGCAGGUCAAAACAUAGAUCACUAUUCACACAUUUCCGGAUUCAUAACCGGGGCUUUAUUGGCUAAACUUAUGAAUUAA
This is a messenger RNA of Theileria equi strain WA, 1543 nucleotides long. RefSeq lists its product as hypothetical. The coding region runs from base 266 to 1543 and encodes 425 amino acids. The transcript has a single exon. Gene Ontology annotation, cellular component: membrane. The record is from RefSeq and is a predicted model, not a curated record. Gene Ontology annotation, molecular function: serine-type endopeptidase activity. NCBI's taxonomy places the organism in Eukaryota, Apicomplexa, Aconoidasida, Piroplasmida, Theileriidae.